AUGCGUACGAUGCAAACGCCCCGUCGGAAACAACGCUACACCGUUGGAUUCACAGGUAAUUGAAAAAAAUGCAAAAUUUUGAUCGAAUUUUUAGAUUCCAGAAAAAAAUUUUUAACUUUCCCAUGAUUUGCAUAUUGUUUUAGCAUCUAUUAGCCUCCAAUUCCAUCAUUAGAAUAAUAUUUUUCCCAAACCAGAGGCCAAGGGUCGAUUUUUACAACUGAUUAUUAACGGUUUCGUAGGGAAAAGAGGGUUCUGGGAGGUGUAAAUUGGACGAAAGAUUACAAUUUUCCAUUGUAAUCGUAAUUAGACAGUGGUUUUCUUGGUGUUUGUGGCUUUUCAAGGGCAUACGUAAGCAUUUUUCGGUAUAAUACGGGCCAAAAAUGGGCAACAUGAAGGGAUUUACGGGAAAAAUGGAGUGCACAGUGCAUAAAGUUGUGCUUUGUGUCUGCAAAGUGCAGAAAAUUGUGUUUUGUGUUUGCACUGUGCAAUUUCUUGAUUUUUGCACAGUGCAGAAAUUUGUGCUUUGUGUCUGCACAGUGCGAAAAUUUGUGUUUUGUGCCUGCACAGUGCACGUCAAACAGAGAUAAGCUAAAACAGUCCGGUGAAUGGAUCGGCAAUUUGCCAAAAAAAAAGACGCGAAAAAACGUUUUGUCGGGGAAGAAAUGGGGAAUUUUUGGGGCGAGAGAGUACGCUUUUGCGUGUCUUUUUUCUCUCUUUCUCUGGAAUUCAAGACGAAAUGUAAAAAACCGAUAGCGAAGAGUCUAUUCCGGUCACCGGACUCCUCAGUUUGACGUGCAGUGCAGAAUUUGUGGUUCGUGUUUGCACUGUGCAAUUUCUUGAGUUUUGCACCGUGCAAAAGGCAUUUUCGAGCUGCCGCUUGCACUCUGACAUCAUUGCACAGUGCAGAAAAUUGGUAUUUUGUCUUUGCACCGUGCAGAAAUUUGCGUUUUUUUUGUCACUACAAAAAAUUGUGCUUUGUGUCUGCACAGUGCAAUGAGAAUCCUCGGUUCCUCGUCCACUUGAUCAGACACCGGGUCUCCUAACACGCUGUCCUAGACAAGCUUCCUCAACACUCCAACAAUAUCCAACGACCUCUUUAUUGUCCCAAACAACACGAUAAACAAGCAGGCCGAUACUCAGAUCCCAAUAGUCCGCACGCGCUGACGGCCAACCGCUCGCUCAGGCUGCGACUUCCAAACUGUUCUUCUUUCCUUCCAAAUCCACGUCUCGGUUGAUUGCGGUGUCCUUUCGGGUUUCGUGGCGGGACGCAGCGACCGGUUGAAUGCUGUUGCGGCGGCUGUGGCCUCACUGUGCAGCCAAAUGAAAGAUCUUUACUGCACUGUGCGAAACUCGUAAAUAGGCGACAAAAAUGCACUGUGCGUAAAGCGAAAAUCUUGUAGAAAAUUUUCUUUCAAUUUCUCUUCGUAAAAGUUGCAAUGUGCGAACAACAAAAAUUUUUUGCACAGUGCAAUUUUAUAUCAAAAAAAAAUUAGGAUUGCACAGUGCAGUCAACAAAAAAUCCAAAAAUUCUGCACUGUGCAUACGAAAUCAUCAUAUUUGGGAAACGCACGGUGCAGCCAAAAAAAUUUUUUUUGCACAGUGCAAUUUUUUUAUCAAAAAAAUUAGGAUUGCACAGUGCAGUGAACAAAGAAAUAUAAAAAAUCUGCACUGUACACUUUAUGGCCAGCUUCGUUUUCGUCCCAAAUAACCUUCAUUUACGCCUCAAAAAAUUGUAAUUGCACUUUUAAAUGCUGUCUAAAAUAUAAAGCACUCAAGUAGUGUCAGAAUUGUAUCCUCUUCAGCUGAUGUGAGCCUGUCAAGUAUAUUUUUUCGUACAAUCUUUUACUUUAAUGUUCUAGAAUUUCUUUUAGGCACCUCUGACGUGCUAAAAAUUAUUAUACGAUACUCAAAACAGAGGGGUUUUCAAGUAGAGCGGUCAUAAAUUGCUGGGAGAUAAUCCAGAAGGUAUUGUUGUGAGUAAAAACAGUGUCUUGGGGGUUUUUAGAGCACUUGAAUUUUAGUCUUUUUGAAAACGAUGGGUAAAUGUAAACUCGGGGACGGAUUACGGUACAUUUGGCGUUAUUUUACUGCCAGUUUUGGACGUAUAAAAAUUUUAGGCACUCUUUUAGGCACUUCUGGGAAGUUACCGGACUCCAUUUUCGGACACACCGGGAAAGGCCGAAAAAACAACCGAAAAACGACCGAAAAAAUGAACUCCAAGAAUAAAUCCAAUAACUGUAGAUGACACUUACUAUGUAUAACAUAUUUGGUAUCAGACAAAAUGGGGUUGUCUGGGGAUUCAGGGAAAAAAAGAAUUUUAAGAUUUGGCCAAAAACGAAAGAAGUUAUAGCCAAUUCAACUCGGGCCACAAAGAUGUCCCACCCUGUAUUAGUUUACAGUUACGGACCUGAUCUAUUGGCAAAAAACGUACCAUUUUGGAUCCGGGAAGAAGUAUCAAAAAAUGUGGCAAAAUGCCUCCCUCUUCAACUAAAAAAAACUCCAUUUUGAAGGGCGCGCGCUCUUUCCUUCAAAAAAGACCGAGUGCGAUUUUGAAAUCGGAGUUUUUGUUCAUUUGGAGAGGGAGGUAUUUUGCUACAUUUUUUGAUACCUCCCGGAUGCAAAAUGGUACGUUUUUUGCCACUGGAUCAUGUCCGCAAGUGUAGAGGUAGUACUAGUCCGUCCGGAAAGUCGCUCGAAUGAUUUUUGACGUUUGCACUGUGCAGAAAAAGUCAGGGUGCGAGCGACAACCGAAAAAAGCCUAUUGCACGGUGCAAAAAGCCAGAAAUUGCACAGCGCAAAGUGAAUUUUUGUUUUCGCACUGUGCAUGUCGCCAAUUUCAUUGCAACGACUCUGGAAUAUCAGUCUGUCGGGAAAAUAAUGUGGAUUCGUCGCAGAAAAAUGUGUCGCCUCGUCACCAGCCGUCGCAAAACGAUGAGCGAUUCCUAGGAGCGACAAAUCCACAUUAUUUUCCCGACAGACCGAUAUCAGUUUGUUGGGAAAAUAAUGUGGAUUCGUCGCAGUAAAAUGUCUCGCCUUGCCGCAAAACACCUUCCGUGAGAAGGCGUCGAUCACAAACCACGAGAAACCCACAUUAUUUUCCCGACAGCCCGAUAUUCCUCUGGCUUGUGCAACAAGGCGUUGCCUACAACACUUUUCCCCACUUUACUACGCCAACAUUUCAGUCAUUAAAAACGAUAAAGUGACGAGAUGUUUUCCCCGGAAUUCAGCCAAUGUUUAACGGUCGUUGUAACAAUUUUACGCCGUUGUUUUUGAUUUUUUCUAAUUGGAUGAAAUGGGGUAAUUGAAGCUCCCGAAAGUGUUCAAGUUGCCCACGGACUCAUUUUUAAUGUGGUUCUUUGAUGAAGACACUACAAAAAUCCUUUUUUCCAGAGGGCAAUUAGUCCAUGUUUUGUUGGGAAAAUGGUGAAAAAAUGGAGUUUUUUGGAGGAAAUUUUAUGAGAAGUUCCAAAAAAUUUGCAUUUUGGGUCCCACCACGAAAAUUUUUUUACUUGGAAAAGCUUCAGUUUUAGUUUUAGAGACUUUAAAAAUGCUUCUACAGUUAAUUUCAACCGAGAAGGAUGCAAAAUUUGUUCAGAGUUUAAUUGAUUUGGGUCCCACCACGAAAAUAUUUUAACUUGGAAAAACUUCAGUUUUAAUUUCAAAGACUUUAACAAUGCUUCUUUAGCUAAUUUUAACCGAAGAAAAUGCAAAAUUUCUUCUGAAUUUACAAAAAAAUUGCAUUUUGGGUCCCGCCACGAAAAUAUUUUAACUUGUAAAAGCUUCAGUUUUAGUUUUAGAGACUUUAAAAAUGCUUCUACAGUUAAUUUCAACCGAGAAGGAUGCAAAAUUUGUUCAGAAAUUCCAAAAAAUCAUUUAUUUGGGUCCCACCACGAAAAUAUUUUAAUUUGGAAAAGCUUCAUUUUUUAUUGCAAAGACUUUACCAACGCUUCUACAGUUAAUUUCAACCGAGAAUGGUGCUAAAUUUAUAUUUUUUGAAGGGUUUUCGGAAGAUGACAUUGACGUUUUCCAGAAAAAAACUGAUGGUUUUGGCAGUUUUUGGAAACUUUUCUUCCGGUUUUCAAAGGAAAUAAGAUAAGUGGGCCUUAAAAAAUUAACGUGGGAGAAGUUCCGAACUCCAAAACGACCUUUUUUCAAAUAAAAAGUUUUCGUGGUGAGACCAAAAAUCGAUUUUUUUGAAUCGCAGUUCUCAAAAUAAAUUCGACAUGUCAUAUUCUUACUGUAAAAUUUUUUUUUUGCGUCUGAAAAGCCAUUCCUCGUCGUCUUUUCCGCAAUUGCAAAGAUAUUUUUGACAAUCUCUGGGCCGUUUCCGCGGCCAGAUUGACUCAUUCUUCUUCAAUUUCCCGGCCUUAUGACGCUGCUCUGGCAGGAAAUUCAUCGUAUUCUUGGCUCUUUCUUGAGAAAUCAUUGGGAAAUGGGAAUUUUACGCUGUAUAACGGGUCAAUGAUGAUGUUUCACUAUUCAAACCAAGAUAGGAUAAAAAAAUUUGCAAUUUUUUUUGGGACAACCGUAAAAUGAUAGAGUAAAAGGCGACUGUAAAAGCUGGUAUAUGGGAUUUAAAGGGCUAAAGAUUCAAUUUCAAGGCCGCAAGACGCUGUUUUGGCAGGAAAGACUGCGUAUUUUAGGCGUUUCUUGAGAAAUCGUAGAGAAAUAGAAGCUUCACUCCUUCACUUUUGUCAAAGAUAACUUUGGAGUAUUACAGUGACUUAAUCACUCGAAUUGCGGACUUACAGAUCUUGAAAAAACUUGUGACAAGCUUAAAUAAGAAUUUUCUGGUGCAUUUGCUAGGUUUAAGCUCGCGUUUUGCAGAAACAACGGAGAUUUUGAGGCCGAAAGUUGCUGAAAAUCAGGCAAAUAUUUUUUGCGAACUUCCAAGAAAUCUCAAUUCUUUUUGAAGAAAUUCGCAAAAAAUAACCAUUUCCAACAUCUUUUGACCUUAAAAUCACCGUUGUUUCUGCAAAACGCAAACUUAAAUCCUCCCAAAAGUCCUAGAAAAUCCUUAUUUAAAUUUUUCCCAAAUUUUUUAACGACCUAUAAGUCCGCAAUUCGAGUGAUUCAAGGCACAAUAACAGUCCAACAGUCAUGUUUGACCCGUUUCAAAGAGUGGAACUUCUAUUUCUCAACGAUUUCGCAACAAAAGGCCUAAAAUACGAGGACUUUUAUACCAAAGCAGCGUCGUGUGGUCUGGAAAUUGAUUUUUUAGCCCUUUAAAUUCCAUAUGCCAGCUUUUACAAUCGCCUUUUACCCUACUAUUUUACAGUUGCCCCAAAAAAUUGCAAAAUUUUUUGUCCUACAGUGAGGGACCUGAUCCAAUAGCAAAAAAUGUCUCCUUUUGCAUCUCGGAAGGGUCCAAAAUGACUCCAAACCCUUCCUUUCUCUAAGCCAAAAAACUCCGCUUUGAAAAGCGCGCCCUUUCCUUCAAGGCGGGCUCUUCAAAUCGGCGUUUUUUAGCUUAGAGAAGGGAAGGGUUUGGAGACAUUUUGGUCCCUUCCGGGAUGCAAAAUAAGUCGUUUUUUGCCAUUGGAUCCCGUCCCUCACUGUAUCUUAGUUUGAAUAGUGAAGAGUCAUCAUUAACCCGUUAUACAGCGUAAAAUUCCCAUUUCCCAAUGAUUUCUCAAGAAAGAACCAAGAAUACGAUGAAUUUCCUGCCAGAGCAGUGUCAUAAGGCCGGGAAAUUGAAGAAGAAUGAGUCAAUCUACCCUAUUAUUUUACGUUUGCCCCAAAAAAUUGCAAUUUUUUGUCCUAUCUUUCUCGAAUCAUGCUUUGAAUCAGCACUUUCCCAUCCUUCAACGUCUCCCUUUUCCCCCGAGGGCAUCCUCUCUUCAUUUUUCAUUCUAAAUAGGCUCCCGAAAUUUUUAAACUGCGAAAAGUUUAUUUUAAAAGCCUUUCGAAAACAUGUGCGAUUUCCCCAUGGUUUAAUCGGAGAAGAAACGUUAGGCCAUCGCCUUUAGUUUAAUGUAAUUAUGAUGACAAACACCUUUUUCUGGUUCUUUUUAGUUUUGGAAGCGAAAUCAUGAGUCCGAAAAAAAUGGUUUGAUAUAGACAAACCUUCGCUAUAUAGAGUUUGACCUAUAUAUUUUUCUGAACCUUACAUCCACAUCUACUAGUUACAUUAACCUUUGUAGGAUACCGAAUCUAUGUAGGGUAUUAUCGCAUCAUCUUUGUAACCCUCUUUUACGCAAAAAAGCUGAUUAUGAGCGGGAAAAUUUGUCAUUAUCUCACAUCAGAAAUAAGAUAAUAAUGCGUUUUUGGUAUCACUGGAUUCUUGGUUCCAUAGUGAACACUAUGGAACAAUAUAAUUUUGAUAAUUUUAUGAAGUUACCGGUAUUUUUCGAAAAUUCGAAAAAUAUCGGAAUUUUUGUCCAAAAAAGCGGGGAAAUCAUAAUUUUCACAACUUUUCUUGAGUCAACUUUGAUGGGCAGUACACUUAGAUAUCCUUAGAGUCGCUAUAAAACAUCUUUCCAACUGAAUCACCCAAAAAAAAUUAUAUAUUUCCCCCAUGAACAAUAUUUAGUCAUCCUCAAUGUUUUGAACUAAAAAUUCAUCUAUUGUUUCGAUUUCUGCUAUUAAAAUCAUAUAUUCCUAGAAAGCUGACAUCAUUUCCUAUCACUUUCUCGAAAAGAAAGUGUACAAAACGACGUAUUCUGAGAAUUCUUACAAUUUUUAUAUUAUUGACCAUCAAAUGGCGGGUGAUCAUUGUUAAACUAAAAAUUUUCAACACUGAUUGUUCCGCCUUUGUGUAAUAUAAAAGGGAGAGAUAAUUAGGGUAAGGUACAAGUUGCUGAGCAAUUUAGCAUCCCACUUUUACAUUUUGGGAGUUAGGGAAGUGCCAUCACAUCUGGCUAGUGUAAGGUCGAAAAAAGGGGAAAUUGAGUUGUUGUGAGCUAAAAUCUUGAUAUUUUCUAAAGCUACAAGAUACUUUAGACUAUUUAAAGUAGAUUAGAAAAGAUUAGAACUUUUCAGGGUUACUGUAAUUUUUGAACAUUGCAAAAAGUUCAAAACUGACCCCAAUAGGCCAAAAUUGAGAGAAACCCCUCUCAAAUAGAUAAAUACGAGAUGUCACAAGCUCUGAGAAUAUUAUGAGACAGUGUAAAUCCACCUACGCUUUAAAAUCUACCCAUACUCCCAUGAAUUUCCCCUAUUUUAGGCGUUUUCCGACAAGAAUGACCUCUCUCUACUCUUUUCUAGCCAAUUCGGCAAAGAAAACUCUUUUCGUUUGAUUGAUUUCAUCGAUAAUUUGCACGCCCAGGAUGUAAACUUUGUUUCUGAAGGCCAUUCGCCACCAAACAUCGUGAUUUAAGACCUAAUUAGUAAUCUAAUUCCUGAUUCAUGUGGAAUUGGAAAUAAAACGGCCAAAACUCGCGGAAAUUUGUAAUUUCCGACGUCCGCAGGCGCUUCCAUAAAUAUUAGAGGGCAUUAGUGAUAAAGCAGACGGAUUCUCACAGUGUUUUUAGUGAGAAAGUUUGGCGAAAAAGCUGUUUGAACAUUAAUGCCUAGUGUAAUAUAAAAACUUGCAGAUGCUCAGCGCAAUCAGUUCGUGACACGCAGCACGCGCAACAACACAUCCAACAACGACGCCAGCUGCCCGCUUAUCUCACCACAGUCCCCGCAGAGCGUUCCCAGGCCGUUCUGGGCCAAGUUGGCACAGGAAGCGCAAAGAAACGGCGGAGUCGCUCCAAACUGGAGUCCGCAACUCUUUCGGGUCGUCAAAUCUGCACACGAAGAAGGAAUGGUAAGUUUUUUGAUUUACUUUACUUGAAUUUAGAGACAAAUAAGGAAAUUUUGGGCGGAUCUUGCACUAGAAGUGGAUUGAUACCUAAAAUAAUAUUUUUUCGGAUAAAACUCAUGCGAAACCUUGAAAUUUUUCUUUGAAUCAGUUGGCAUAUUUAAUUUUGCUUCUUGUAAAACCGAAAUUAUCCAGAAAUUCGACUAUAUUCGCACUUGUAUUACCUUAGGGGUCAACUGAUAACUAAACAAUAUUUUCUGUGAGGCAAGCCUCCAAAUUGUAAAAAUUUUUGUUUAAUCAGCAAGGCCGAACCUUUUCCUUGUCAUACCAAGCUAAAUUUAUUUGAAUUUCGACGAUUUUUAGGUUUAUAUUGCACUAGACAUCAGUUGAACCAAAAAUAAUUUUUCUCUUGUGAAAACAAAUAUUGCCAUCGAAAGUUCUUUAUAGACGGCUAGUAGAUAGCAGUAUCUCAUUAUGAAUUAAGAAAUACAUAAGAAAAUCGAAAAUUUCAGCGUUUUACAUUAUAAUCCACCUAUUUGAUACCUAAAAUAAUGUUUUCUCUCGGAUAAAAACAUAUUUUCAAGCAGGAAACGGAUCGCAGACAUGUGUUCUACCUUUUAGAGCUAUAAUCUUUCAAAAUUUUCUUAAAAUUUCCGGACUUUUACCUGCUAUAUUACAGUAGACAAAAAAAUCUCCGACGAAAAUUAUUUGCGAGAAAUUCAAUCCGUUCCACGUUUAUUUACUCGUGCACGUAAUGCUCGAGCAAAUUAUUUGUGAUUUGUGACCUAUUGUAACCCAAUCCAUCAAAUUUUCAGGCCUCUGUAUCACCGGAAAAUGGCACGGAAAAUGGGCGAAAGCGCAGCAAAAUGGCGGCCAACCGACCGAUGGGCCGGUAUUUUUCGGACGAAAGACGACUGAUUGAUUAUGUUUUGGCCUACGAUCUGGAUAAUUCGGAUGAGGAGAGUGUCAGCGAGGAUCGGAUUGAGGUAAGAAGAUUAAAUUUUUUUUUGUUGGUGUUUUAGGUAAAAUGAGGUAAAAGAGCUGUGUUUUGGCAUUGCUGGUGGCUUAAAACAGAUGUUAGAGGAUGCAGAAAACUGCAAGAGACCGUGUCUAGAAUUUUUGGGCUUCAGCAUGGCCAAAAAUUGGAAAAUUCAAUUUUUUGAUUGUUGAUACCUAAAAUAAGGUAUUUAUGUCGGAACCUCACAAAUUCUUUGGUUUGAGAUAACCUUCCGUUAUCUACUGAUAAAGUGGUUUAUUAGCUUUGAGUUCAUACCAAAAUUGCGGUCAUACAGCCACGUUUCGUUCUGAAAUGGUCAAUUUUCCCAGCAAGGUCCAGUGUAACAUCGAAAUUUUAUUGAGAAAGGGGUUUUUGGCCCAAAAAAGGGUGAAAAUAGCGUCGUAGAGUAAACUUACUAUGCUACCUUUCAGUUUGAGCCGUUUUCCCUACCAUCUUCCACUCCUGCCACCCAAAAUCAUCAGACGAAAUUGGAGAAACGAAGGAUUUUCGAGCACAACCUGAAACUUCUGGGUCUAGAGCUCGAGUAUACUUUUGCCAAGCACUCGAGGAUUGGUUUUGUCUUGAUUCACGCGCCUUUCAAGGUCUUGAUGAAGCAGGCGGAGCUGCUGAAGUUGAAGAUGCCAGUAUACCAAAAUGAUGUGAAAAAGGUGGGUUGAGGUUAUUUUGGUAGUAUUGUUGAUGUUUCGAGAGAAUGCAGAGCGUGAUAGAGCAAAAGGGGACCGAGUUUUGGCUUUUUUUGUCGAAAUUUGGAAAAAAUUGGGGUCCCGCCACGAAAACUUGAGAUUGCGGAAAUUGACGGAAAUUUUGUAAAAUACGUGAAAUCUGGAGUCUGAGCGGAGAUAAAAUGCAAAUUUCAGCACGCCAAUCUCAUGGAUGGAGCGGUAAAUUCGCUGUUGAAGCGCUGCCGCUUCCUCGACUUUGAUGACAAGGUAAAAGAGCGAAUUGAAACCCGCGACUACUUCUGCCAACCCUUCAUCGAACAACAUCUCGAAUGCUUCGUCAAUCACGAAGAUCCUGAGACAUUUUUCUCGCGAGCCGAACGCUCCCGAAUGGUCUACGACCUGCUGAUUCGCACGCGAUACGACCUGAAAGAAGCCGGCGAUAAAUACCGUUUUGGAGUGGAACGACUCGUAAAAAAUGGCACGUAUAACUCCUGCUAUCCUCUGCAUGAUGAAUUGAGCUUCAGCAAGGAGGAGAAGUACGAUCCGGAGACUUGCAGCGAUCGCCAAUUGCUCUACGAAAAUUGGGUCCGAGCCCGAAAUGUCUGGAAAUAUCAGCCGCUGCAUUUGAUCAAGUAGGACUAAAUUUAUUUUGAAACUGUUUUUAUUUAUUUUCAUGUCAUUCCGGAUGAUUUAGGAACUAUUUCGGCACUAAAAUCGGCUUCUACUUUGCCUGGCUGGGAUAUUACACUAGGUUUUUGUAUAUCAUCUCGAUUAUUGGAGUGUUCUGCGUGGUUUAUGGAAUCGCGACGAUGGGAUCGGACCUACCGAGGUGAGAGCGGAAAUAUUUUAUGAUUUUUUGGGGGUGGUUUUGGGUCCCACCACGAAAAUUGGCAUUGUGUUUGGAAUGGCGGGAAAUUUGAAAAUGCAGAUUUAAGUGAUGUAAAAUACGGAAGGGAAACAUGUGAAGGCUUUUAUGAGUUUUAGGGAUUCAGUUUGACGAAAUUUUGAGAUUUUUUGAAAACAUUUUUGGGUCCCAACACGAAAGUUUGGCAUUCUGAGAUAAGGUCUCAAAAUUGAUUUUUAUAAGUUGAAAACGUCGUAAAGUUGAGUAAAAUACAUAAUUUUAACACCGUUUCUUUGUUUUAUUCACAAUUUUGGGUCCCAUCACGAAAAUUUGGCAUUCCGCAAUAAGGUCUCAAAUUGGUUUUUUAAGUUGAAAAAUGUCGUAAAGUUGAGUAAAAUACGGAUUCUAACACUUUUUUUGUUUUUUUUAUUCACAAUUUUGGGUCUUACCACGAAAAUUUGGCAUUCCGCAACAACCCUGAAAAAUGCUAUAAGUCGCUUUUUCAGCCAACAAAUCUGCAAUGCCAACUCGAGCAACGUCCUGAUGUGCCCGAUUUGCACCAACUAUUGCGACUACACCCCGUUGAGUGCCAGCUGCACGUACUCCAAAAUCACUUACGUUUUCGACAAUAGCGCCACGAUUUUGUUCGCCGCGGUCAUGUCCAUAUGGGCCACACUAUUCCUGGAGGGAUGGAAACGGUAUCACGCCGAGCUGGCCUACAAAUGGAACGUCUUCGACUUUGAAGCGGAGGAAGAAGUUCUCCGGCCCGAGUUUCAGUACAGAAAAAGCCAGCAAAGAGUGAAUCCGGUGACCCAAGAGAAGGAACCGUACAUCCCGAUCUUCGAACGGGUCCUCAGGUUCAGUUUCUCCGGCAUUACCGUCCUGUUUUUUGUAAGUUUUGAUUUGGAUUUGAAUUUCGCGGGCUUCCGUGAGAAAUUUUUGGCAUUGUGUUGCAAGGUUGAAAAAUGGUAAUAGCGUCUUAUAAGAUGGUUGAAAUGUAUUUUGACUGGAUUUACGAGAUCUUUGGCGGAUUUAUACUGCUUUUGAAAUCUGAAUUUACAACUUGGCGGGUUUUUGGAAAUUUUUUGGCAUUGUGUUGCAAGUCUUCAAAUAUGUCGAUAUGCUUUUUAUGGGAUGAUCGAAAUGUAGUUAGAGUGGCUUACGAGAUUUUUGGCUGAUUUGAACUGCUUUCAAAAUUUAAAUCUUGAAUUUGGCGGGCUUUUUCGAAGGUGAUUGGCAUUGUGUUUCAAUGGUUGAAUGAUGUCGAAAAAUGCGUAAUAAGCAGAUUGAAGUGGCUUUGGCAGCUUCUGCAACGUGUGGAAUCGUAUUUUAAAUACGUUCGCAUCUUUUUUGAGUCAAAUUUGUGCAACUUAUGAUCCUGAAAUUACAUUGGGUAUUGAAAAAUUAUUUUUGGUAUACUUAAAAAUUUCUCUUUCAGUUAUGCCUCGUAAUCGCACUGGUUAUUGGAAUUAUUGCCUACAGGAUCAUCGUUUUGAAGGUGUUCUUCCAAUGGGAUGAUAACGACGCGUUCAAGUCGCGCGCCUUUAUUUUAACGUCCGUUACAGCGGCCUGCAUCAACUUGGUGUUCAUUUUGAUCAUGAAUUACGUGAGUUACACAUUUUGACUUGCUUUUCGGACGUUUUUGAUGAGUUUUGGAGUGUAAGCUGGGCGCAGGCUGCCGAAAUUAAAAUUUUCUGAAAAGACAUGAUAAUGGAGCGGAUUUUAAAAUUUUUUGAUUGAAAAAGAUUUAUUUAGUGGUUGGAAGCUCUAAAUUUUCUGGGUUGAGAUUUUUGUAACUAAGGGCGCAGCCUGCGCACCAAAAAAUUUCGAUUUUUGAGAUUUUUCUUCCCGUUUUUUUAUGAUUUGAAAGCUCAUGGCGUAUUUUGCAGGUAUACAGCUCGUUAGCGUUGAAGCUGACCGAAUGGGAAUGCCCAAGAACCCAGACGGAGUUCGACAACAGCUACACGUUGAAGGUUUUCCUCUUCCAGUUCAUCAACUUCUACUCUUCAUUGUUUUACAUCGCGUUCAUAAAGGGAAAGUAAGUAUUGUUUUUGGGACUUUUGGAAGGUUUUGGAAGAGGUUUGGAGAUUUUUAUGGGUUUUGAGGAUUUUUUUUUGAAUUUUUGGUCCCACCACGAAUGUUUGGCAUUUUGUUUUUGGGGCUGGGAAUUGAUGUUUUGAGUCGUUUGAAGUGCUUGCUAAAAUCCUAUGAUAGUUGUUGUGUCUUUUUUUGAAAUUUUUGGACCUUUUGAAAUGAUUUUUUGGUCCCACCACGAAUGUUUGGCAUUGUGUUUCAGAGGCUGAAAAAUUGAUGUUUGGAGUCUUUUGAAGUGUUUGAUGAAAGCCUGUAAUAUUUUCGGGGUCUUUUUUGCCAUUUUUGUACUUUUUGAAAUGUUGUUUUCGGUCUCACCACGAAUGUUUGGCAUUAUGUCUUUUGUGGAUAAAAUGGCUCAAGCGUCCAUCAUAAGACAUUUUUAAGAUAUUUGUGGAAGGUUGACGACAUUUUCGGUAUUUAAAAAAUAAAAAUUUAGGUCUCACCACGAAAACUUGGCAUUAUGCCACUUGUCAUUUUUUGGCAUAAGAGUUGUCGUACAUGAAUUUUAUCGCCAUGUGAGGUGGAUAAAUCUGAUUUUUUCAGAUUUUCCGGCCCUCCAGAACCGAAUAAUCCCGCCGCGUUGGCCCGGGUGAAUGGAGUCACGAUGGUGGCCGAAGGAACGUUCACAAUUUUCGGCAACCGCCUCGAAGAAUGCGACCCAGCCGGAUGUAUGGUCGAACUGGUGAUCCAAUUGUUCAUCAUCAUGUGCGGAAAACAGUUCUUUUCAGCUUUCAUGGAGAUUGGAUAUCCGUGAGUUUUUUUAUAUUGUAGUAGACAAAAUUUAUCAUCUUGGGCUUAGAUAUCGCGUACUUCGGAUGUUUUGUAGUGUUUUGGGGAGCAGUAGAGGUAUAGCGAGGCAUUUAGGGUAGUUUUUGCUUAUUUUUGAGGUUGAAACAGAAUGCCAAAGAUUUUGCCAAAAGCCCGCGAAAAUCGGGAUUUGAAUUUUUUAACUGAUUUUGAAGGCCUGCUCUUGUUCUAAGGGCAAUGUGGAUCUAAAAAUUGAAUUUUUGACUAUUUUCUAGCUGCUUUUGACGGUUGAAACAGAAUGCCAAAAAAAUUACCAAACCCCGGGAAAUUUGAAAAUUCAAAUUUUAAAAGUGUUUUCAUGAAAUUUCAGAACAAUUAUGAACAUUCUGCGUCGAUGGCGUCUGAAACUCCCGAUGGAGAGCGAAAAACAGAAGGAAGAAAUUAUGCGUCAGCGAAGCCAAACCGCCAUCCAAAAAGAGCCGCACGGAGUGACGCUGGUGGAGCGCGACUACUGCUUGAAUCCGGUCAGCGAACAAUUCCUUUUCGAUGAGUAUUUGGAAAUGGGUGAGAUUUUUUGGUGGUUUGAAGGAUUUUAAUUGUGGAGGUGGGUCCCACCGCGAAAACUUGAAGUUUAAAAAUUUGGGUGUUUGACUGAAAAAAUGGGUGAUUUAAUGCCCAGAGUGGACCUGAAAUGCAGUAGAAGGCUUUUUAUAGUAUUUUUUUAAUUUUUUGGGUCCCACCACGAAAACUUGAAAGUAAAAAAGUCUUGCUUUUUCGUCUAAAAAUUAGAUUUUAUUGUUUUUCCGGUGCCUGAGGGGAUUUGACGCAGCGUAAAGUUUUUUAGGGGUGAAUCUUUGAAAUUUUGGGUCCCACCACGAAAACCUGAAAAUAAAAAAAAUUUUGCUUUUUUCACCUAAAAAUAGGAUUUUAAUGUUUUUUCUGUGCCUUAGGGGAUCUGAGACGCUGUAAAAAGUUUUUUGAAGUGGUUUUAUUUUCAAAUUUUGGGUCCCACCACGAAAGCUUGAAAUUUUGAAAUAAUUCAUUUUUAUGGUUCGGAAAGGGAAAAAGAUGAGAAAAUAACUGUCUUUCAAUAAAAAUUCGUAAUUUUCAGUGAUCCAAUUCGGUUUCUGCACCCUUUUCGUGUGCGCCUUCCCUCUGGCACCCCUGUUCGCCUUGCUGAACAACAUCUUGGAGAUCCGCCUGGACGCCUUCAAAUUCAUUGUCACCCAACGCAAGCCCAUCCCCAGCCCGGCGCGCAACAUUGGGAUCUGGAUGACGAUCCUCGACCUCCUGUCGAAACUUAGCGUUCUCUGCAACGCGUUCGUGAUUGCGUUCACCAGCGACUUUGUCCCCCGCCUCUUCCACUACCUGACCCACGAAGGCAGCAUGGACACCUACUUGGAGGAGUCGUUGUCCAUCUUCAAUGCGGCCGAAAUUGUGGUGAUUGGCAGUGGGUAUUCGAAUGUGACCCAGUGCCGCUACAGAGACUACCGAAGACCCCCGUGUUCGUUGGGAUUGACUGAUGAACUGCAAAUUUGUGACAACCUGUAUUCACACACAAACAAAUGGUGGAUGCUGCUGGCUUUCCGACUUAUUUUUGUAUUGGUAUUUGAGGUAGGCGGGGAAGCUUGGGAUUUGAACGAAAUGUCACAGAAAUUAUUGGACUUUAGAUUUUGAUUAUUUUGAGCAAUGAGUGAUUUUAAAAUACGGUGUUUAUAAAAGUGCGUUGAGAAAAUGAAAAUUUGGGGUUUUGGGAAAUUUGGACGAAAUGUCAAAAAAAUAUUUGAUUUUUGGUUUUGAUUAUUUUGAGCAGGUAAUGAUUUUAAAAUACGGUUUUUGUAAAUUUUCGUUUAGAAAAUUAAUUUUUUGCAAAAUUGUACGAAAUGUCUCAAAGAUUAUUGGAUUUUUGAUUUUGAUUUUUUUAAGUGUAAAGCAGUAUAAACGAGUAAAAACAUUGGGGCUAAGGUAGUACAGCCCCCCAGUCCAGUUUAGCCCCCCAUAACCCAGUACAACCCCCCUCGUCCAUUCUGAACCCCAAAAUUUAUUUCAAAGAAUUAAUCCAAGUUGUAUGGUCCAGCACAAGUCCCCUACGUUUUAGAUCAAGCCGCUUACGUUUUAGAUCAAGCCCCCUCCGUUUUAGAUCAAGCCCCCUACGUUUCAUGUCAAGCCCCCUACGUUUUAGAUCAAACCCCCAACGUAGUAGAUCAAACCCCCACUUACAUUUUUGUAUUAUUCUAAUUUGUUCAUUAUGUGGGGUGUGAAACGGGCAAAACAGUGGGGGUUUGAACUACCUUUCGUGGGGGGCUGAACUACCGAAGCCCCAAAACAUUUUUCUCGGAAGUGUAAAAACACGAUUUUUAUCAAGACUUAUUGAUUUUACAUCGCAAAAUGUCAAUAUCGGUUUUUGACAUUUCGUUACAUUUUUUAGUUUUUCAUUGUGGGUCCGAAAAUUUUGGAUGAUUUUGAAUGUAAUGUACGAAUCAUAAAUGUAAAAUACAUGUGGAUCGAUUUCAGCACGUUGUCCUCUCCAUAAAAGCCAUCUUCGCCUACAUCAUCCCGGAUGUUCCCACCAAAAUCAUGAUCCAACUGCAAAGAGAGCGAUACUUGGCACGUCAAGCCGUCCUACAGCGCACCGACACGUUCUCAAAUGGACCUUCAACCGGCAGAAGUGAGCCUCCGUCGGAUGCGGCGCCAACCACGGACCCGGAAGCGGUCGCUUAUCAAGGAGAAGAUGCCUUCGAGACGGAGCUGGAGGACCCCGACUUUGAGAGCUGCAAAGAACCCUCGGAAGCGUUGAAGUAAGUCGGUAGGAGGCUUUGAGAGAGAAUAGAAGGAUUUUGGAAGCAAUUUGAGGCAUUUGAAGGUUUUCGUGGUGGGACCCGGAAUGAAGAUUAAUGAUUGUGUUUGUGGUAUACUGAGGGUUUGAAAUUGUUGUAGAUUUUGUAUGGGACCUUAUAAUUGAUGAAAAUUUUGUUUUGCAUCGAUUUUUCGACUUUUCGGCGGAGUUUUUGGGUCCCACCGCGAAAACAUGAAUAUCGUUGGAAAGGGAAAAAUUGAAUUCGGAGAGGUUGAAAAUGUCCUUUGGAGUGAUUUUUUCAUGUCGUAUCUUUUAAAAAUAGCUUAAAAAUUUCGAAAUUGGUCCCACCACGAAAACUUGAAAAUCAAGAAAAACGGGAAUUUUGCUCAAAAAUUAGUUGAAAAUGAAGAAUCAAUGCCUAAUUAAUAAUAAAAUUUUCAGAAGAAUGUAUUCCGACCGUAAAAAACCAUCACUUUCAUCGGCCGCGUCAUCAAUCGUCCUCUCGAAUCGGCUCCCAAUCCACGGCAGCAAAAACACCCUCCCUGCCACCUCACAUUCGGCCAACGAACUCUCAGACACCUCCAACUCCCUUCAGGUCCCAAUUCACACCAAAUCGCUGGGUUCGGAGCCGCCAACCAGCUCCAGUUCGGACUCGUUUCACACCGCGCCAAGUAUAAGAUUGCAGCCACCGGAGGAUGCGAAAUUUCAAAAGAACCCGGAAAUGGACUCAAUGGCGUAG
Messenger RNA from Bursaphelenchus xylophilus (pine wood nematode), 16645 nucleotides. The record is from the annotation of a GenBank genome assembly. Lineage: Eukaryota; Metazoa; Nematoda; Chromadorea; Rhabditida; Aphelenchoididae.